AAAAUAAAAUAAAAAUAACACACACAAAAAGUAUGUUCCAAACCUUAAAAAACGACUACCAAAUUUGUGAAGAAAUUGGUCGUGGUAGAUUCGGUACUGUCUACCGUUGUAUCUGCCCGUUAACCGGAGAUUCCUUUGCUGUUAAAUCCAUCAACAAAAACAUCCUUAAAGAUUCCACCGACCGUGAAUGUCUCAUUAAAGAACCCAAAAUCCUUCAACAUCUUAACGGUAACCCAAACAUCCUUAAUCUCUACAAACUCUAUGAAAAUGACGAUUUUCUCCAUUUGGUAACUGAUUACUGCCCAAAUAGCGAUUUAUACGAACGGGUUUCGAAUGGGCCUUUACCCGAACCCGAAGCAGCUUUAAUAUUAACCCAAUUAGUUACCGCGGUUAAUUACUGUCAUCAUAUGGGUGUGGCUCACAGAGAUAUAAAGCCAGAUAAUAUAUUAUUUGAUUCAAUGGGUAAGUUGAAGCUGUGUGAUUUCGGGUCGGGUGAGUUUAUUGUGGGGCCCAGUAUGAGUGGUGUUGUGGGGACACCGUAUUACGUGGCACCUGAAGUGUUGAUGGGGAAAGAGUAUAAUGAGAAAGUGGAUGUGUGGAGUUGUGGUGUUAUUUUGUAUAUUAUGAUAUCUGGUGUUGUUCCUUUUUAUGGUGAUAAUGCUAGUGAGACUUUUCAAGCUGUUAUGAGGGCAAAUUUGAGAUUUCCCACUAGGCAUUUUAGGUCUGUUUCGAGUGAAGUUAAAGAUUUGUUAAGGAAGAUGUUAUGUAAGGAUGUUUCUAGAAGAUUUUCAGCUGAACAAGUACUGAGACACCCAUGGGUGAUUAAUGGAGGAGUGAAAAGAUCAAUGGCUGAUUGAACCUGAAGAAGAUUACUGGUUUUUGCUAACUAUCCUAUAAUAACUAGCAGUACAAAUCUUGAUAAGCUUUUGCUGUAUAUAUUACCAGACAAUGUCACUAGCCCCAAUGUUUGAAGAUUUGGUUAAAUGGUCACUCUGAAAAGGAAGAGAAUGAGGAGAAACUAAGCCCCUUUUGCAAGUUGCUUGAUACCAAGUUCUACUAAAGAUUGACGGGUGUGUGUCGGAUCCUCUAAAUUAGUGUACUUUUGAAGGAUCCGACACGGGUGCGGUUGGAGAGUCCGAGCUACUUACAAUACAACAGGGGAUUCCUCUUUAAAAUUUUUCUCCUUUUGGGUCCUUGCUGCUGUGUUGUGGAGAAGAAUCUUAUUGAGGAUAAUGAAUCUCCUAUAUAGUUUGAGACAAAAAAAAAAAAAAAAAAAACAAAGAAGAUUUCCGGCUAUGUAAAAAUCUAUGCUAUUUUUCCCACUUUUAUAUGUUUUAUGGUAUAUGAAAGGUUGAGGAAGAGAGGGAAGGAUAAGUGCUUAUCCUUCAGUUUUGUUUGUGAUGAAGCAUCGUUCAGUUUUGUUUAGAGGAGCACUAUGUAUUAUGUAAUAAAGGUUGCUGCUUUUAUUAUAAUAUAAUAUGGAUCUUUAAGAUA
This is a messenger RNA of Lycium ferocissimum, 1494 nucleotides long. RefSeq names its product phosphoenolpyruvate carboxylase kinase 2-like. The coding region runs from base 33 to 857 and encodes 274 amino acids. Lineage: Eukaryota; Viridiplantae; Streptophyta; Magnoliopsida; Solanales; Solanaceae. Gene Ontology annotation, biological process: peptidyl-serine phosphorylation; intracellular signal transduction; protein autophosphorylation. Gene Ontology annotation, molecular function: calcium/calmodulin-dependent protein kinase activity; calcium-dependent protein serine/threonine kinase activity; ATP binding. The transcript is spliced from 2 exons. The record is from RefSeq and is a predicted model, not a curated record. Gene Ontology annotation, cellular component: nucleus; cytoplasm.